Messenger RNA from Symbiodinium necroappetens, 426 nucleotides. Lineage: Eukaryota; Dinophyceae; Suessiales; Symbiodiniaceae. The record is from the annotation of a GenBank genome assembly.
AUGAUGAGCUUGCCUUCAGUUCCAAGGGGUCAGGCGGCUUCUGCUUACAGAGGCAGCACAGCAGCGCUUCCAGGAAGACGCUCCGUUUUGCCUCCCAUUGAGGGUGGCUUUGGUGGCGCCCGCGGUGCUUCGCGCCAAUCAGUGCUUGAUCCGCCAGAUGGAGGUUUGGUUCGCCGCGUCUCGGUGACUCCUACGGCAACGGAGAUGUCGAGAGACAGUAUCUCAAAAACCCUUUCGUCGCUGAAGUUGUUCAAGGAUUUGGACCCUGCGGUCAUGCAGAUGAUUCCUGAGAUCGUGACAUCCAUUUUUUGCCAGGCCGGGACCGUGCUCUUCAAGCAGGGCGAUCCACCGGGCAGCUGCUAUGCUCCAACCACAGCAUGGAUCUGCCAUGAUCUGCCAGUUGCACGGUCAGAGGUUUUCGGGUAA